Messenger RNA from Pomacea canaliculata, 555 nucleotides. RefSeq lists its product as uncharacterized. The record is from RefSeq and is a predicted model, not a curated record. The transcript has 4 exons. Lineage: Eukaryota; Metazoa; Mollusca; Gastropoda; Architaenioglossa; Ampullariidae. The coding region runs from base 37 to 465 and encodes 142 amino acids.
GAACUCGUUUUCCACACAAAUCGCGGCUCCAGCGUGAUGCUCGGGCUGAAGGAGACGUUGGCCGAGUGUCAGGGUGCGUGUGGAGGUGUUGUGGUGUCACGUGAUGCUCUGGUGUCGAAUGUUUUGUAUCAGGUAUCGGUAAUGGAAAUGAGACGAGAUUGGCAAUCAGAUGAUAUAAAAUUUUGUGGAAUAACACAAACAUAUCCCAACGAUUUGAACAUCAAACAGCGGAUGUGUGAGAUGGUGGAUGUUCAGACAGCAGACUGGCCAGACAACGUUGAUGAGGAUGUUGACACAUCAAAGGCCGUAGGAUUGAUGAUCGACUCCACCGACAACCUUCACAUUUUUCUCCAAGAACGGGACUUGGGCAUCGCCUUGAGCAAUGUUCAGCGACCUUGCUACGCAGUUUUCGACCUCAGCAUCAACGUGUCACAGGUUCUUGCACUUUCUGCAAUUAUAGUAUGAGAAAAUGUCAGCCAGGGCACAAGCAGUCAAGGCACAAGCAGCCAGGACACGAUUUUGACAUGAUCACAGUGGGAUAUAUUUUACCUUUGC